This is a messenger RNA of Ooceraea biroi (clonal raider ant), 2249 nucleotides long. RefSeq lists its product as uncharacterized. NCBI's taxonomy places the organism in Eukaryota, Metazoa, Arthropoda, Insecta, Hymenoptera, Formicidae. The record is from RefSeq and is a predicted model, not a curated record.
CCCGACGCAGGCGCUGACGUCGGCAGCAUGGCGGAAACCAGCUGCAACUGCCGCUCGCCUGGACCACCGCCUGCGUGCGGACCCGUCGCGAUUUUCGCGUAUUUCCACGAGCAGAAACCCGCUAAAUUUGCCGCUUGAAUUGCGGCCAAAUCCAAAAUCGUCAUCACCGCGAUUAGUAGCUUAGUCUUGCCGACGGUUUCGUGAAGCGACACGACCGAACUCUCAGUAAGAUGAACGCGAACGUACGCGUCGCCACGUGCUUCCAGUUCGCGCUACUGAUCGCCCUCACAAGUGGUGAGUGUGGAACAUGCUUGAAUUUAUUCGAUUUCAAACCUGUCUAUUUUGUCGGAAAGUCGGAUCGUUUCUUUUUUGGGAGUAUUCAAUCUAGUGAAAUUUUCUUUAGCUUAAUCAGAAGAAGGGAAAGGAAGAAAAAGAGAAAAGAAUGGAAAGAACGUAGAGUGCAUGAUUCUCAAAAUCAGCUGCAAUUCUAUGAUUACUUUAGCGCAAUUGUAAAGCAGGGUAUUACUCAGGACUUGUAACUCUCCAAGAUUUUCAAGAUGUUUUUUCCGAGAUAUUCUCGUAACCGAGAAAUUGAUUUUUCAAACUGGUAUAUUACAUUGCGCAACUACCUAUAUACGAUUGCAAUGGUCGUAAGCAAGCGCUCUCGAACUUUCAUCGACUUUCUUAUGACCCAACAGGUGCUGACACGGAAUUUGUAAAGCAUUGUAUUCGUGGCACUAUCUAUCUCUGCUCGAACCAAGCGUUUUUCAUUCGGAAGGUAGAAAUGCAACAGAUUAAAAUACAAUCUUAAUCGAUAAGAUUAAAAUACAAUCUUACUCAUUCUUCUGCAAAAGUCAGCUAAUGUCAAAGGAGCAUCGAACCCACGCGGCUUCCGAAAGAGCCAACGAGUUAUGGUGCUAUCAAUGCGACACUAUGGAAGAUGGCGAAAAAUGCUCCAACCUUUCCGGCAAUUACAGUGUCUUCGAGCAUAAGUGCGUGGAUGACAAAAGGAUCUGCAUGGUAAAGCGGGUUUCCUAUUCGACCAGCACCGAGAACUCGACCUCGAUGCCGCAAACCUGGUCUCUAGAGAGGCACUGUACAAACAAAUGCGAGCCGGGAUGCAUCGUGAUCGGCGAGCGCACCAAACUCUACGCUUGCACCGCCUGUUGCGAGAAGAAUCUGUGCAACACCGGUACCGGCACCGCAAACGACCUAACGAUUAAAGAAAUUGAUCUUCUUCUAGCCUUCGUGUUGCAACUUGUCGUGAUCGUCAUCAUGUGUCCAUCGUGACAAUGUUAAUAAACAUUAUUAGUUUACAAGUUACUAGUUACUACAAUUGCCAGUUAUAAUUCACUCCCUGUUGCUUAUUUUCACAAACGUCUAAUAAUACUUACGAUUUAUCUCUAAUACUAAAAAGUGACGAAACGCUUUGUAUCAGAUUGUAUAAUAAGCGACUUUACAAAAAAUGGAUAGAUUUUUCAAAUGAAAGCAUUAAUCUAAAAUAACCAGCGCGCAACAACUCGAGGGACAGCAAAGACAAUGACGAUAUCAAGUAAAAUUCUUGCAUUGUAUUUAGGGAAGGUUAUAUGAAUCGGUUUGGGUUUUAUCGAAAAAGUCCGAAGUCGCUUACUGCACAACCUCGAAUAUUUUAUAAUUAAUGUAUCCGUAAAGUUUCUGAACCGAUUCAUAUUUAAGAAUGUUCACAAAAUUCGCCUUUCUGUGAACAUGCUAACAUCUCUAACAUUAAAUGUGGCUGUAAUUAGAUUAAUACGACGUUCCAACCUAUUGUUAAUUGCAUCAACUGUUUCUCCAUAUAUUUUUCUCUUUUUACAUGUAAGAAUGUUUUUAUAUAUUAGUCUGCUCUUAGAUGUAUAUUUAAUGAUAGUGUUCUUACCUAUUUAACAUUGCAGCUAAUGCCAAGAAUUAAAUUAUAUAUUUAAAAAUUCUCUGUAGAGAAUUAUUAAUUGAAAAUUGACCGAUUGUGAGUCAACGGCAAGUCGAAACGAGUGCCAUCUAUCGUUGGAUAUCGAUUUCAACUAACCGUUAGUUGCGUAUCGACUGUGCAUAAUGCGGCAUGAUAGAAUAAAUAAAAAGAUAGUUAUUAUAGUUUAUGAAAAAAGAAAGUAUUUUUGAAUAACUUUUGUGUGAUAAUACUGUCAUAUUAAAUAUUAAAUCAUUUAUAUUUCAAUAAAGAAUUUAUAUCACAAAAAGUUGAGACACACCAGCAACCAAUAAAUAGUUUUGCUCGC